AUGGCACAAGCAUCUGCAACAGUUGCUGAUAAACAUGCAUUAAUUACACGUAAUCUUCAAGAAGUUCUUGGUAAUGAUCGUUUACAAAAAGUUUUGGAAGAACGAGAUCUUCGUGUUUAUUGGGGAACAGCAACAACAGGUCGACCACAUAUAGGUUAUUUUGUGCCCAUGACUAAAAUAGCUGAUUUUUUACAUGCUGGUUGUGAGGUAACAAUAUUAUUUGCUGAUCUUCAUGCAUAUUUAGAUAAUAUGAAAGCACCAUGGGAAUUAUUAGGUCAUCGUACCGUUUACUAUGAACAUGUAAUAAAAUCACUAUUAAAAUCUAUUGGUGUUCCACUUGAUAAAUUAAAAUUUGUUCGUGGAACUGAUUAUCAAUUAUCUCGGGAAUAUACACUUGAUGUUUAUCGUCUAUCUUCAGUUGUUACCGAACAUGAUGCUAAAAAAGCUGGUGCAGAAGUCGUUAAACAAGUUGCAUCACCAUUACUUAGUGGUUUACUCUAUCCCGGUCUUCAAGCUCUCGAUGAAGAAUAUUUAAAAGUUGAUGCACAAUUCGGUGGUGUUGAUCAACGGAAAAUUUUUACAUUUGCUGAAGAAAAUUUACCAAGUCUUGGUUAUGCUAAACGUAUACAUUUAAUGAAUCCAAUGGUACCUGGUUUAAAUGGUGAUAAAAUGAGUUCAAGUGUUGAAGAUAGUAAAAUUGAUUUACUUGAUACACUUGAUCAAGUUAAGAAGAAACUGAAAAAAGCCUUUUGUGAGCCAGGAAAUAUUGAAAAUAAUGGUAUACUUGCUUUUUGUAAGAGCGUUAUUUUUCCAUUACUUAAAGGCAAUGCUUUUGUAAUACCACGAGGAGCUGAUUAUGGUGGACCAAUGUCAAUUCAUGAUUAUAAAGAAUUAGAAGAAGGUUUUGCUAAACAGGAGGUACAUCCCGGUGAUUUAAAGAAUGCUGUUACAACAAGUAUUAAUCAAUUACUUGAACCAAUACGAAAAGAUUUCGAAACAGAAGAAAUGCAAAAAAUUAUAUUAAACGCCUAUCCACCACCAGCACCAGUUCAGAAAAAAGUAAAGCCAGUUAAACCAAAAGGACAACGACCAACUACAGCAACAACUGAAUCUGAACUAGUACAAAAUGUUACUGACAAACUUGUUAUUGAAAAUGGUGCAAGUUCAGAGUCGCAAGCCGCCGGUGAAAAAAAUUUACAGUCGAAAACAAAUCAAAAUGGGGAAAAUUAA
Adineta steineri is the source of this 1230-nucleotide messenger RNA. NCBI's taxonomy places the organism in Eukaryota, Metazoa, Rotifera, Eurotatoria, Adinetida, Adinetidae. The record is from the annotation of a GenBank genome assembly.